CGGCGCUGUCCGUUCAGCACCACGCGGAGACGGGACCCGUCGGGACCCGCCACUGCCGUUGAUUGCAGAUAAAGAGCAUCAUAGCCUGUUACUGCAUUGCUGGGUUGUGUACUGAAACACAGAUUUACACCAUCAGGAUGUCCAGUGGAGCUAGCAACCCAGAACUACACCAAUGGGCUGCCUGAGGAUGCGUUGCCCCUCGACCUGGCCAUCAUCUCAGGGGUGCCAAGAGCCUGCCUCACUGUCCCUGUGCCACCUUGCUGGGUUCCAGACCUGACGCCUUCGUGGCCAUCUCUGGUGGGAUGGCCCAGGCGGGGGGACCCAUCCGCUUCUACCCCGAGGAGGGCUGUGCUGCCUCACCCCCAGCGUUUGCCCGUGGGGCUGACCGGAGGCCCUGGCUGGCCGGAGAGAGCCCGAAGGCUGGCAGGCACAGCCCCCCCCGCUGCCUCACCCCCAACCUCAACGCCGGCCGCCUCCACCUCCUGCGCAAGGGCCUGGCCCUCGACGCCCGCCGCUGCCCCCUUGGCCUCUACAACAGCACCGGCUCCUUGGCCCGCAAGCCGGUGGAAGCAGCUUCCUUCGGCAAUGGCAGCUGCCCUGGCGCAGGUGGCCUGACGGCUCCCUGCACCCCGCGACGGGGCCGGCCCGGGCCUGCCCUCUCUUCCCUGGGCAGCGGCAGCCGCAGCCCGCCGAUGGCAGCUGCACCGGAGGGACACAGCUCUGUGGUCACCUUUCGCUUCAUUGAGAAGGCCAGCGUGCAGACCCUGGGCGCAUGCCGCCCCCCCCAGCCCCACAGGGACAACGGGCCCCGCAGCCUCAGCCGCAGCCUAGAGCUUGGCAGGGACGUGCAGUCCCCCAGGUCCCAGCCCCUGCUCCUGCCCCAGGAACAGCUCCUGAGCACACUGAAGCUAGAGGCCUCAGCCUCUGACCCCCUCCUAACUGGGAGAAGGGCCUCAGGGGUGAUGCCUCCCUGUGGGAAGGAGCCCUGCGCCUUCAAUUCCGACUGCCUGGGCCGCUCCCUCACCAACGGGCUGCCGGAAGACUUCUCCACCUUCACCAGGAGGCCCCUGAAGCCAGAGCCCCGACCCCAGGGCAGCACCUGGCUGUACCCUCGUCAGAGCUCAGCCCAUGCGCAGCGCAUUGCCAGGGCCAAGUGGGAAUUCUUCUACGGCUCCUCGGAUGCUCUUAAGACAGGCCCCUCCGCCCCUGACUCUUCUCUCCUGGCUGAGACCCCCAAGAAGCCUGUCUGCCCACCACCCACUAAACCACCAAGGUCAGUGCCCGAGCACAGCUUGAGCCACGUGGAGGUGGAGAUAGAGAUGUCUCCUCCAAGCAGCCAGAUGCCUGGUUCCUGCGAGACUGGGAUUAUAAGGAGGACUGUGAAGUACUCUGAGACAGACCUGGACACUGUGCCACUGAGGUGCUAUCGUGAAACCAACAUCGAUGAUAUCCUGGCUGAGAAGGAAGAGGUGGAUUCGGCAAUUGAGAGCCAGAAGGACAGUGAGAGUAACCCAAGCUUUGGGGGCACCCCAGGCAGGAGGAACAGCACACCAGAAGAGCCCCCUACCCUGGGCACCAGCUUCCCAAAGGGUGGGCUGCAGGAUGGGGACGCAAAUGAAGAUGAUGAGGUGUUUGAGGCAACGAGGAAGGAAAACAGGGAAAGGAUUAUGGACCGAGACACGCAGGGUAUGCUCAAGUCUCCAGUGCCCUUCCUCCUUGGGCAUAGCCUCUCCAAGGAUGGUAUGGAUUCUUUCAGCAAGCAUUUUGAGAGCAUCAUGGAGUCCCAUCGAGCCAAAGGCACAUCCUACACCAGCCUGGACUCCAUUGACAUUCUCUCCUCCCCAGCCUGUACGCAUGGGACCGUUUUCACUUUUGACCUCCCAACCCUCACCCCAGAAAUACAAGGACAGAUCCGGGACAGUGCUAAGCUCAUUGAGGAGAACUUUGCUCCUCUGGCUCACUUGGAGCCAGACUCUGGGACCAGUUCAGCCACAGAUGCCCCCUGGAUGGAGAGAGAGGAGGAACGGGGCAAACGAAGGAAGGGUGCUCGGCACAGCCCUUGCUGCUCAGAGGAAAGCUUUGGUACUCCCUUGGCCUCCAAUGUGAGCAACCACCCCUUGAGCCAGCCAGUUUCGGACUUGGACUCUGAGAUGGACAGUGUGGAGCAGCUGGCCCUGGGCAGCACAGACACGCUCUCCAACGGGCACAAGGCUGACCUGGAGGCUGCCAAACGCCUGGCCAAGAGGCUGUACAACCUGGAUGGCUUUAAAAAAGCAGACGUGGCCCGUCACUUGGGGAAGAACAAUGAGUUCAGCAGGAUGGUGGCAGGGGAAUAUCUGAAGUUCUUCGUUUUCACAGGGAUGAGCCUGGACCAGGCUCUCAGGUCCUUUCUAAAGGAGCUGGCCUUGAUGGGAGAGACACAAGAGCGAGAGCGAGUGCUGGCUCAUUUUUCCCAGCGCUAUUAUGAGUGUAAUCCCAAUGCUAUCUCUUCUGAGGAUGGAGCCCACACCCUCACCUGUGCCCUGAUGCUGCUAAAUACAGAUCUGCAUGGACAUAACAUUGGGAAGCGAAUGUCCUGUGCUGACUUCAUUGGCAAUCUGGAGGGACUCAACGGAGGUACUGACUUCCCCAAGGAGCUGCUUAAGACACUAUACGGCUCCAUCAAGAAUGAGAAGCUGCAGUGGGCCAUAGAUGAGGAAGAGUUGAGAAAGUCCCUCUCAGAGCUGGCAGAUCCCAACCCGAAGUCCAUCAAGCGAAUCAGCAGCUGCAGUAACCCUUUUCUGGACUUCUCCCAAGAUGCCAGCAUUGCCACCUACAAGCAUGGACUGUUAGUUCGCAAGAUCCACGCUGAUCCUGACUGCAAGAAAACACCCCGAGGGAAGCGAGGCUGGAAGCCCUUCCAUGCCAUCCUGAAGGGGAUGAUUCUCUACCUGCAGAAGGAGGAGUAUAAGCCAGGGAAGGCACUGGCAGAAGAGGAGCUGAAGAACGCUAUUAGCAUCCACCAUUCGCUUGCUACACGGGCAUCUGACUACAGCAAGCGACCCAACGUCUUCUACCUCAGGACAGCUGACUGGAGGGUCUUCCUCUUCCAAGCACAGAACCCUGAACAGAUGCACUCAUGGAUCACACGGAUCAAUGUGGUGGCAGCCAUGUUCUCUGCACCACCCUUCCCUGCAGCCAUUGGCUCCCAGAAGAAGUUCAGCCGUCCAUUGCUACCCAGCUCCUGCACCAGGCUUUCCCAGGAGGAGCAGGUGAAAAGCCAUGAGACUAAGUGCAAGACAUUGUCAGCAGAGCUGCUGGAGCAUCGCUCCUCACUGCCCGAGAAAAAGGUGAAGGGCAAGGAGUAUGAGGAGCUGAAGCAGAAGGAAGAAUACCUGGAAUUUGAGAAAUCCCGGUACAGCACCUAUGCCACACUGCUGCGGGCCAAGCUGAAAGCCGGCUCUGAGGACUUGGCAGCGUUCGAGUCCACCCUCUUUGAUGCAGCAGGCGGGGAGGAUGAUUGCCUGAAAAAAUCUCGCUCCAGCCCCUCACUCAACGUGGAGCCCUCCAGCGCGGCCACCAAGGUGAAGCGCAACGUCUCAGAGCGCACUGGCCGCACUUCCUCUGGCCACCCCCAGAAGUCGUAAACCAGGGGCAUCAGCGGCCCGUGCUGCAGCUCCGAUCCUGCCCUCUGGUGCCAGGAUGGAGGCCACAUGUCUGCCGAGACCCUCCGUGAGUCCGUCCGUCUGUGGCACAAGCCGAGGGGGGGCGACAGCCCUUCUCCAGCUGCCAGCACCAGCCAUGCAGGGCCGCGGCCCCUCUGCCGGCGAGUGUCAGAGCAGGAGGAGCCCCAGUCCUUGCCCGCGGGAGCUGCCCUCACCAUUGGCCCAAUCAGACUCGUUCCUUCCCCUAUUUGUCCUGCGCUUGGCUGCAAGACAGUUCCCCUACUCAGGGGAAGGGGAAGCAAGUGAAACCCAGCCGCUGGGCUCAGUUCUUCAGUGAGUUAAAAAAAAACAGGCACAGCAAAACAAAGCCAGUGGCCGCUUCUCCUCUAGCUCCAUUGUGCCAUGGGGGCAGACUGGAGGGGGCCUGGACCCUUUCCCUUGGUGGCUAGAGGAGCCAGGGCAAUGGCACCUGGCCCGCUCCCUGCCAUCCGAGCCACCUCUGCACCUUCCCCGCUUUCUUACAACUUUUGAACGGUUUUUGUGAUACGGUUUUGCACUUUUUAGUACCAGAUGAAGCUGACCCACCAGGGAGGUUUUUUGGGGCUACUUUUGAUGCUUUUUGGGAACUGUUUAACAAAACAACAAACUCAGCCAUAUCCCGUAAGCACUGCACUCUGAGGGGAGGUGUUUUUUACAGACUCGGGGAGACCAAGCUCCCCACACCUGCAGCAAGAUGAACACGGGCUCCUGUGUGUGCUGCUGCCAGCUCCCCAGCCUUGCUCUGGCACCAGCAACCAACCCUCCAGAGACAGCCUUGUGGCCACUGGCACCAAGGAGGCAGCCCUGGGAUGGCAGCACCCAUUGCUGCACUUCUGGCUGCAUGAGGUGCUUCAGUGUCACCUGCCCUCCCACAGCCUGGACCAGCCUUAUUUGUGAGCAUCCUACUUGGGGAAUGUCGGGCAGCAGCAUGUAAGUACUCCCAGGAGAGAACCCCUGAAGUCAGGGUUGACUUGGAGCUCCCCACAGCUCUAUAGGGCUGACACAGGCCAGAGCCAGCUUUCUUUUCCAUGCCACUUCUCUAGUGUUUGGCCAGGGCCUUGAAGUCUGCCAGCAAAGCCCAGUCUGCAGCAGCAGUGGUGCAGUCCUUCCUUGGCCAUGGGCUCCCUCCUUGCCAAGGUAAGGGGCAGACUAGGGCAGCCCUUAUCACUGGGGUGGGCUGGAAGAUGCGUGUCCAGAGCACAGUGCUGCAGGUGGCACAGGGGACACAGGAGUGCCCAGGGUGCGCAAGGAGGCAUGACAGAAGGGCUGUAGGCACGGGGCCACCCUGGACCUGGCUGGAUUCAGCACUGACUUUGCGAAUGUGUCAAACUUUUUAUUCUGCUCUUUUGAGUCUACUGGGGAAAAAAAAAAAGAAAAGAAAAAAAUAUUCAGAAAAAAAAAAUCCACCCUUGCCCGAGGUGGCUCGGGGAGAAAAAAACCUUUGUACAGCUUCUUCUCUCAGUUACUGAAGUAAAACUGGCUCUUCA
This is a messenger RNA of Pogoniulus pusillus (Red-fronted tinkerbird), 5170 nucleotides long. It is a transcript of the gene PSD, whose product is annotated as pleckstrin and Sec7 domain containing. Gene Ontology annotation, biological process: regulation of ARF protein signal transduction. Lineage: Eukaryota; Metazoa; Chordata; Aves; Piciformes; Lybiidae. Gene Ontology annotation, molecular function: guanyl-nucleotide exchange factor activity; phospholipid binding; protein binding. The record is from RefSeq and is a predicted model, not a curated record.